CUGAUCCGCCCUGCGCAGACGGGUUGCGCAGUGGGUUGUACAGGCUACAGGUGCCGCAGGUGUCUCCUGACGCGUUAGCAGGCUUCCCGUCAUGUUCCCGCAGGUUUCCCCUCGGUCCCUGCCCUGACAUCGCACCCGGAUCCUGCCGUACGGACAUGCCGGCUCCUCUGGGCGGGACCAGGGCCGCCCCGCGCCGCCCAGCCCUCCCGCACACGCCCGGUAACUGAUCGGGCCCGGCCCGCCAACCCGGACCGUUAUACCCGGGCUCGCGCAGGACAGGUGUCACUGUACAGAAUCCAAGAUGGCGGCCAAGCGGAGUGAUCCCAUGCUGCACGUGGAGACGCGGAGCCUGGGUCGUAGGUCGUUGUCGAGCAACGUGCGCCGGCUUCACGACCACCUGAACGUUUCGCUUGAUGAGGCGGAGCGCCAGGAGUUCGUUCAGGCGCUCAACGACUACCACUACAAACGGAACGUGUACGACCUUGUCUAUAACCUCCGCAUUCUGCUGGACACGCCGGAGAAACGACAACUUUUCUCGCUUUUACGGAAGGUCAUUCCGAAAUCCGACCAGGCGCUGUUCGACAUGCACACGUCGGAGGCGUUUCUGUCGAAGGCGCCGGGAAUCCACCGCGCGGCCAGCAUGCCGGUUGCGUCCGGUCGGCCGCUAAGCCGUGGGAGCGUCGAACUCCUAAACCGGCCGGUUAGUACGAUAUCGGAACCGGAAAUGGCGCGGAAACCGCUCGGACCUCCCACGGCCGAGCCCGAACUCAAGACGAAAACCUACAAGAAGACGAACGAACCUCAGAACUUUGCCACAGAUUCCUUACAGGACAUGCGUAAGAUUGUGAUUAAGAAACCAGCGAGUAGUAAGGAGGGGAUGGGGUUCAGUAUUCGAGGAGGCUGGGAGCACGGAGUGGGGAUCUAUGUCUCCUGUGUGGACCCAGACAGCCUCUCCGAGAAGGAGGGUCUCCUCGUCGGGGACCAGAUCUUAAGAGUCAACGACUUGAACUUUGAGAAAAUGACUCACGAAGAAGCUGCCAAGAUAUUCCGAGUGGGGCGGAAGUUUGUGCUGCUUGUUCGGCAGGUCGGCAGAAUACCCAAGUCCUACGUUGCAAGCCAGACUUACACGUGGGUCGACCCUCAGGGACGCAGCAUCUCCCCCCCGCCCGAAAUGGACCUGUCCGGGAAGAACCCGCAGGACUCCGUGGGGCGGCGCAGCGGCAUGAACCUGCUCAAGGACUCCGAUGAGAGGAAGGUGAACCUAGUGGUGGGGGAGGGCAGCUCCCUUGGCCUGAUGAUCCGCGGAGGGAAGGAGUUUGACCUUGGGAUCUACAUCACAGGAGUUGACCCCUACUCCGUAGCAGAGGAGGCUGGACUCAAGGUGGGAGACCAGAUCCUGGAUGUGAACAGUGUGAACUUCCUCAGUAUCUCCCACGACGAGGCUGUCCGCAUCCUGAAGACCUCCAAGCACAUGAUGAUGACCAUCAAAGACGUGGGGCGGCUCCCGUACGCACGAACGACCUACGACCGCACCCAGUGGCUCAUGGGAGACCAGCUGUCCCAGCAUCAGGUCGCCGUCUUCAAGGACAAUCAGCCCAGGCUGUCUGGCAGCCCCAGGAAAAAAUCAGAAGCAGACGAACCGGCAAAUUCUGAGUAUGAUGCCGACAGCAGCUCCGCAGCCAACAGCACCCUGCCCAGACGGAGGAAGGACACUGAGAGCAAAAAUCGUAUAUGGGAGCAGCUUAGGACGUCAGUAAUCGGCCUGUUCUCGAAACCCAAGCGAGCGCCGGGCGGGGCGAUAGGCGGAGCGCCCGUUGCCGGUAGCGAUGACCCGUCUGUGCGUAGUAAGGACACAGAUGACGAACAGAGUUCCGUGUUCUCCAGGGGCAUGGCGCCGGGGUCACAGGUCAUGCUGGCGAGCUCGUCCACGAGCGUGAGCCACGCCCGACGCAUGAUCGAGGAAACGGCGCGGCAGCUGCUCUCCGACAACGAGAGGGGCACCAUGGGAUACUACCUGAACGAGUACGAGCGAAGCAAUAUUGACGUGGAUGCCUUGGUGAUGGCACUGUUUGAGCUGCUCAAUACACACUCCAAGUUUUCGCUGCUGUCAGAAGUCCGAUCCGUGAUUGCCCCCCGCGACAUCGACAGAUUCGACACCCUGGUCCUGAAACAGGAGGUCGAAUCCAUGAAGGGCGGGCGACCUACGGACUCAGGCUUCUCUCCCGACCGACAGUCGGAAAACUCCCUCAGCAGUACCAUCUCCAGUACCAACAGUGUUCGCACCUCCAGCUCUGCUAGAGAAUCCCUGAACGAGGAAGGGUCACGACCUAUCACCCCUCCUCAGGUCCCUAAUGAACUCCCACCUAAUGUCAAGCUAAAGCACGAUGCUGAAGGCUCAGUGGAAGUGCUGAUCGACCACAUCAACGACGACACGGAGGGACUGCCCGACUUCAACCUGGAUGAAUACUUGGAUGAGUCCGUUGGCCCGGAGAUCUCCAUGGAGAUCCCCACCCCUGAGGAGUUUGAGCCGCCGCCGCCCCCCUCCCACGCCCCCCCUCCCCGCCCUGACGGCAAGCAGAAGGUCCAGGCCGAGGUGCACUUCAACGGGGCGGCCGCUAGCAAGAAUGCCCUGAAGCCUGGGAAGGACCUGGCCCAGCAGUCCAGUGUGAGUGAGGACAGCGGCGUGGACCUGACUCUCAACAGCAACAACGGCAGCAAAGAGAGUGUCACCAUAUCGCCUAACCCUGUCACCAUCAGCGAGGUCCAUGAAAACGCUUACGAAAGCGGGGAUGACUCCACGCUCCGCGACACCUCGUUCCGCACCGCUAACGAAACUCCCGACUCCUCCUUCCACUCUGCUGCCAUGGAAACCCCACCUAGACUGACCAAUGGCAGGGAGGCACCAGAGGCUGUGCCCAAAUUUGGCAGGUCGGCCACGCAGAUGACCAAUGGGCUGCAAGAGGAAGACAUCAAUCAGAGAAGACCAGAGGACGACAGACACUCCGACCUUCCGGAUAGGGACAGAGGUCAAGGGUCACCCACCCAGUGGAACGAGAGGGACAGAGGUCAGAGGUCGUCGCCCCCGGUGAAGCCCCAGCAGCCGCCUCCCCCGCCGCCAAGAAUGGACAUGGUCAACGGGACCGGAACGCUGAGGGGAGACAGUCCGGCAGAAUCCAUGGUCUCCAGCCCCGGCCUGAACCACCCCUACCUAGUCACAGUGCCAAAAGUCGCCCCCACCCUGGGCAUCGCGAUCGAGGGCGGGGCCAACACCCGGCAACCGCUGCCAAGAAUCAUCACUAUACAGCCUGGUGGCUCAGCUGACCAAUCAGGAGCCCUUCAGGUAGGUCAUGUGAUCCUGGAGGUUGACGGCAAGUCUCUACAAGGCUUGGAGCACAAGGACGCGGCGCGAGCGAUCGCCCAGGCCUUCCGUACCCCCGCCAAAGACUAUGUGCAGUUCCUGGUCAUGCUGCAAGACAAGUCAUAGUAGUGGUCAGCCUGGAGACCUGAUGAACCUGCCUGUAGUACCAACUGUACCUGCCAGGGGCACUGCUCCAUAAUGCUGCAGGACAAGUCAUAGUAGUGGUCAGCCUGGAGACCUGAUGAACCUGCCUGUAGUACCAACUGUACCUGCCAGGGGCACUGCUCCAUAAUGCUACAGGACAAGUCAUAGUAGUGGUCAGCCUGGAGACUGGUGAACCUGCCUGUAGUACCAACUGUACCUGCCAGGGGCGCUGCUCCAUACUGCUGCAGGACAAGUCAUAGUAGUGGUCAGCCUGGAGACCUGGUGAACCUGCCUGUAGUACCAACUGUACCUGCCAGGGGCGCUGUUCUGCAGUCCGGGACAAGUCAUAGUAGUGGUCAGCUGCGAGAUGUACUCCAAGUGGCUGAUGUUGGUACUGCAGGCAGGUGUUGCUGUUACAACUGCAGCCAUACUAUACACGAUCCUUGGCAGCUGCAGCAAUGUGAGCAGCUCUCCAGGCUGCUGCAAUUG
Molecule: messenger RNA, 3991 nt
Organism: Branchiostoma floridae (Florida lancelet)
Lineage: Eukaryota; Metazoa; Chordata; Leptocardii; Amphioxiformes; Branchiostomatidae
Product: whirlin-like
Exons: 18
Coding region: 302-3484 (1060 amino acids)
Cellular component (GO): stereocilia ankle link complex; stereocilium tip; cilium
Molecular function (GO): protein binding
Source: RefSeq, a predicted model, not a curated record